This is a messenger RNA of Otolemur garnettii (small-eared galago), 642 nucleotides long. RefSeq names its product major histocompatibility complex class I-related gene protein. The record is from RefSeq and is a predicted model, not a curated record. Gene Ontology annotation, biological process: immune response. Gene Ontology annotation, cellular component: external side of plasma membrane. Lineage: Eukaryota; Metazoa; Chordata; Mammalia; Primates; Galagidae.
AUGUCUCCUUUCUUUGCCUCCUGCCCAGGGACUCACUCUCUGAGAUAUUUUCGCCUGGGCGUUUCAGAUCCUGGCCAUCCCGGCCAUGGGCUCCCUGAGCUUAUUUCAGUGGGGUACGUGGACUCUUACCCCAUCACCACGUAUGACAGUGUGGCUCAGCAGAAGAAGCCAAAGGCCCCCUGGAGGGCGGAGAACCUGGUGCCCAGCCACUGGGAGAGGUACAGGCAGCUGCUGAGGGGCUGGCAGCAGACGACCCAGGUGGAGCUGAAGCAGCUGCAGAGGCGCCAUAACCACUCAGGGCAUCACACUUACCAGAGGAUGACCGGCUGCGAGGUGCUGGAGGAUGGAAGCACCCCGGGACUUCUCCAGUAUGCGUAUGACAGGCAGGAUUUUCUUAUCUUCGAUAAAGACAGCCUGUCCUGGAUGGCUGUAGAUAAUGCGGCCCAUGUCACCAAGCGGGCGCGGGAGGCCAAUCAAGAGUUACAGUAUCAGAAGAAUUGGCUGGAGGAAGAAUGCGUCGCCUGGCUAAAGAGAUUCCUGGAGAAUGGCAAAGACGUGCUCCAAAGAACAGAAUGGAGGGACUCCAAGGGCCCGUUCUUUUGGGGGAUCCAGAGAGACAAAUCCAUCUCCUGUCAACAGUAA